GUUUGAUUGACUUCAAGUGUUGAGCGGUUGUUAGGAUGUGGUUGUUUGUUGGGAAUGUAUGUGGUGUUUCUUAGUUUGUGUGAUCGCUCACAUAUCGGAUAUCAGUAACUCAGCUUCUGGUAUUUUUCAAUUUGCCAUGAUCGGAACAUGAACUUAAGCACAAGAUACAUCCUAGCUCAUUAGUAAAGUGGUUUUUCAAACAAGUUGGUAUACCUGUAGUAUCGUUUUUAUUUUCGGGAAUCCAUUGAUAUAUCCCUAAUUGAAGUGGGAUCCAGCGGGCGAUAUAGUCGGGGUCGUUUCUUUCUUUGGCUGACUUCAGGUCACAGAAAAGUAACAAAGAUGCCUAGUGUGACUACAACAAGUACUGUCAGUUCAUCAGGAGUUCGUUUAAUGCGUAAAACUUCAUGUACUGGUACCAACGAUCAAGCUAAUAAUUCUUCGUUUCAACACAAUCCUGACAGAAAAUCACUAAGAGAUCAACCAAAUGUAGGGAAAUAUAAGUUAAUUCGUACACUUGGUCGUGGUAAUUUUGCAAAAGUCAAAUUAGCACAACAUGUUUCAACUGGACGUGAAGUUGCUGUGAAAGUGAUCGAUAAAACUCAGCUUAAUCAGGCCAGUUUGAAAAAACUAUUCCGAGAAGUGAAUAUUAUGAAAAUGUUAAAUCAUCCAAACAUCGUUCGCUUAUAUGAAGUGAUCGAAUCUGAGCGUCAUGUAUAUCUAGUGAUGGAAUAUGCAGAAAAUGGCGAAGUAUUUGAUCACUUAGUAGCUCAUGGUCGAAUGAAAGAACGUGAAGCACGUGCUGCAUUUCGUCAAAUUGUUUCAGCAGUUGAAUAUUGUCACCAAAAGAAAAUUGUACACAGAGAUUUAAAGGCUGAGAAUCUUCUCUUCGAUGGAUAUUUUAAUAUUAAACUUGCUGAUUUUGGUUUCUCCAAUCUUUUUGAUGGAUCUAAAAAAUUAGAUACUUUUUGUGGUAGUCCACCAUAUGCUGCACCGGAAUUAUUUCAAGGACGUAAAUAUGAUGGUCCAGAAGUGGAUGUAUGGUCAUUAGGUGUAAUUUUAUAUACACUUGUCAGUGGAUCAUUACCAUUUGAUGCACAACAUUUAAAAGAUUUACAAGAACGUGUAUUACGUGGCAAAUAUCGUGUUCCAUUCUAUAUGUCAACUGAUUGUGAAGCAUUACUUCGUAAACUAUUGGUAUUGAAUCCAGCCAAAAGAGUCACAUUAAGGAAUGUCAUGUCUGAUAAAUGGUUGAAUAUUGGCUAUGAAGAUAAUAUUUUAAAACCAUAUACUGAACCACCUCCGGAUUAUAAUGAUACAGAGAGAUUAGAAAUUAUGCGUAUUAUGGGUUAUCGACCGGAUGAUGUUCGUGAAGCUUUAAUCAAACAAAGUUUUAAUAAUGUCACUGCAAUUUAUCUAUUAUUAGCUGAUCCAAAAACAAGAUUAACUUUACCAGCUGGUAGUCUUUUUCCAUCUAAUCAAUCACAAUCAUUACAUGGGAAUACAGGACUUAAUCAUCAUCAUCAUCGCCAAUCAUCUUGUUCCGAAGGUAUUACAAUUGCUGCCUCGUCUACUCCUGCUACUGUUACAGAAGAUGAAACUACUACAUCAUCGAAAGGUCAAUCUUCUUUAGACAAUCCCAAUGGGAAUAAUAACAAUAAUAAUAAACAGAAAACUAAUCAAAAUGGAUUAACAUAUCAGAAUAAAAAAUCUGGACAAGACGAUAGUGGAUCUCAAUAUAAUGGAGUACGACGGAUCAGUGGUAUCUCUUGGAUGAAACAAAGUGCAAGUGCUGGUCCAACAGCGAAUAGGCAAGAGAAAUCUAGUGUAGAUGAAAAAUCUCAUCUGCUUCCACGUAUUCGUGUAUCUGACCUACGCGAACGUGCUAAUGACUCUAAUCUAGAUGAUUCUUCUGGUCAAGAGAAAAUCGAUGAAAGUAAAGAUAUAAUGAUAGAAUCCUCUAGUGGUGGUGAUCAGUUAUCUGUACGACGUAUGAAUACUUUUAGUAUGGCAGAUAAGGUUCGCCCGAAUGGUUCAGAUUCCCAGUCACCUGGUUUGAAAUGUCCAUUGUCUAGAGCACCACCAAUGUCAAAUAUACCAAACUCACUAACUACUCCAACAACUAGUAGUAGUGAAAAUUCACCGAUCAAACAGUCAGCUGACAAGUCUUCUUCGUCAGCAUCAUCUUCAUCAUCGUCACCUAGUAAGCAGAAUGGUAAUGAACAACAAACAAUUAAAUUAAAUCCAGCUGUUCCAUAUUCAGAAGAGAAUCCCUUCAUCGGAUGGUUACGAAGAACACUUCCGUAUCGAAAAAAGCAUAAAGAUACUUCAAUUCAUUCCAAGCCUAAAACAACAACUUUACCCAUUACUACUACUAAUAAUAAUAAUACUAUUAAUAAUAGUAGUAAAGUUCCUUCGAAUGAUACUAAUUCUAUCAUUGAUAUUUUACAUACGAAUGAUCGACAAAAACAUCAACAAAGUGAUGUAAAUCGUCCAAGUAUUCCUUAUUCUUUAUUUAAUAUUAAUAAAACUAAAAAAUCGAAAAGAUUAUCAACAAAUCAAUCUGAUGAUCAUCAGAAGAAUAAUAAUCUGAAUACGAAAAUACCUGAAUCAUUUACUUUCACUGAUAGUCAUUCUUCAACAAUGGAUCCAACAUCUUCAUCAGGUACAAUGAAUUCUGCGAAAAUUACACAACAACAACAACAAAAUAAUAAACAAUCUUCAUCACCUAGUGGUCGAAUUGCAUUGCCUGAUUCCAUUUUCAAGGCACUUGAUACAUUGAACACAGAUGAGAAGACGAUUAAUAAUGAUAGAAAAAGAUCUGAUUCAAAAUCACACGGUUUUAAAUUACCUACAACAACGGCAUCGUUAAAAAGAGAUUCAAUUAUUAAAUGGUCAGUACGUCAUCGACCAAACAAUACUAUGAUGACUACAACUAACAAUAUUCCAUCUAUUGCUGAGUCGAAACAGAUGACAACAAGCAAGAAAAAUGUGGAUCCAAAUCAAAAUAUCAAUUGUUCCACGGAAUUAAAGAACUAUUCAGACUCUUCAAUGACUUUAGAAACUCCGUCAACUACAGUUUCAAAAAAUGGAUCAUCUAGUCAUUCUCGACCAGGACGAUUCUUCCGUAGUCUAACAUUAAGGAUAGCUCGAAGUUUUCGAUGUGGUCGUUUUAAGUCAGGUCAUACAAAUCAUCAUAAUAAUCGAAUUAUUUCUAGUAUACAAAAAUCCAAUCAUAAAUAUACUAAUAACACUAACUUUAAACCACAUAGAAUGAGUUUAUUGAAACCAAAUAAUAAUGAAGCUGAAUUAACUGAAGAAUUUAAUUCAUCUAAUCGAUUACAUUGUUCUUCAUUAACCCAUUCUACAUCAUCAUCACCAACAACAAAAACAUCUAGUCAUCCAUCUACAACACAACAACAACAACAUCAUCAUCAUGAUAAUGAUGAAGUGAAUUGUGAUGAUGAUGAUGACGAUACGAUGAAAUGUCUUGUGUCAAUUAAUCCAGAUCCAUGGAUAACUAUGGAACCUGGAAAACAACAACGUAAGGAUUUGAUAUCAAAAUGCAAACGAUCAUUAUCCAGUGAAUUAGAUACUAAUAAAUUAAAACAACACCCUAAUCCUCUUCAUUAUUAUCCGUAUCAUCAUGGAAUUGAGUUUCCUACCAAUAAUAACACAUCGACUAAUAAUCAGUCUACCGCCGCUGGUUGUGGCAGUGGUGGUGGUUAUCAAAAAAAGACCGGAGUCGAACCGUGUUGCCUCGACCCUCCAACGUCGAAAACUGUGGUCAUAACUUCCGACAUGCAUAAAUUGAAAGCUUCAACUAUCACAACUCCAUCAUGUACAGUAUCAUUAUCACCAUCAUCCUCAUCAAUAACAGCAACAACAACCUCAUCUCCACUGACAGUUACAACGAGAAUAAUAAAUUGGAAAACAACUACCUCAUCAUCACAAUUUAAAUCAUCUGAUGAACGUCAACAUGAUCAUCAUACUUUUUAUUAUGGAAAGAAUGAAAAUCAAAAAUUAUGGAAACCACGUCGUUUACAUUUUGUAUUACGUCUCCCUAUUAUUGGAACUGAUCCACAUGUUUUAUUAAUACAAAUCAUUGAAUUAAUAAAACGUUAUCAAUGUUCUUAUGAAUUUCUUAGUUCAUAUCGUAUACGUUGUACAAAAUUAAUGAAUCCUUCUUCUUCUUCUUCUCAUCAAUCCUCUCCUUCUUCAAAUAAUAAUAAUAACACUAUUGAUGAUGUUGAUGUUGACCAACAACUAGAACACUGUACACUAACAACAUCACCUCAACAACACCAUCCCCAGCAACAACAACAACAACAACAACAGCCUCAAUUGUCUUAUCUCAUUCAUUUAAAACAUAAAACUAAUUUAAUCAUAUGGGAUAUGGAAAUAUUUCAAUUAGCUAAACCAAUUAAUUAUGGUGUAAGAUUUAAACGCAUUUCAGGCAAUCGUAAUGCAUUCAAUAUUAUUAUGAAAUAUUUUAUUUUACAUACUACUAAUAUAACUUAAAUUCAUAUUUACUGAAUCUAUUCAUGUGUAUAACACUAUGUAUAUGUAUGUAGUUGUGUUGAUUGUUCUCCCCCCUGUCUCUCUCUCUCUCUUUCCUACCUCUAUCCCUUGACAUAUUCUAAUUGAUUAUAUGAAUGUUUUAGUUCAUGUAACCAUGUCAACAUUUACCACUUCGUUGUCCUUCUUCUUCUUAUUGUUGUUGUUGCUAUGGCUGUUAUUGUCAAUAUCAUCAUUACAUUUAAGCUUCUUCUUCUUCUUCUGAUACUAUUGAUCUCAUGUUUAUUAUUGUAACUAAGUAAAUGAUUAUUUAUUUUACAUAAAUAAUAUAAUUUCUAUCUUUUAAAAAAAAAAUUAACUAUUGAAUAAUUCAUUCAUACUUUUAAUCGAAAUAAAAACAAAAAGAUAGAAAAAAAGACCAAUAUUAUCAAUGUGUGUUGUAGGUUAUUCAAAAGAAAACCAUAUUCAUUUUGUGUUUGCUUGCUUGUUUGUUUUACCUUGUUCUUUCUUUCAAAUAGAGUUUUUUUUUAUUAUUUUUAUUUUAAACAAAUAAACAUCGAUCAAUGAUAUUUUAUUUGUUUAUUUUUCUUUCUCUCUUUUUUCUUUUCUUUUUUGUUGUUGUUGUCGUUGUUGUUGUUUUCUGUAUAAUAUUAUCAUCAUAUAUGUGUAUUUAUGUAUAUUGUUUUCUUUUCUUUCUUUUUUUCUCUUUUAAUGAUUCAUUUUUCGGUAACUAUCUUAUUGUCAUGUAUAUGGAUGUGUGUGUGUGUGUGAGUGUGAUAUCUUAGUUACAAUUGAUUUUCCACUAUAUCAUUGUUCUUCCAUAAGUUUGGUUUCCACUUCCUCCUCCCCCCUUUUUUUGUUUUGUUCUUAUCAGUUUGCUCAUCUAACAACUGAUUAUUUAUUUAUUAUUCAUAAUAUAAUUUGUAAUUAUGAGAAUGUAAUCAUAGAUUCAUUCAGAACAUGAUCUCAUUAUAUGUCAGGUUUCUUAUUAUUAUUUGUUUUUCUUUUCAUUGACCCCGGUCUUUAUUAGUUGAUUUGGUUUUUAAUCAUUUGACCGUUACAAUCACAUAUUUCCUUUCUAAAACAAAGAACAGAACUCUUGACUUCUGUGUUUGUUUGUUUCUUUGUGUGUGUGUGUGUGAAUGUGUGCAACUAUAGUUGUUUAUCUAUGUAAACUUAUUCCCAUUGAAGAGUUCACAAUAUACACAUAGAAAUGUGAGCUAAAGCUAUCCAUCUGUGUAUUGUUUUCCCGCCUUAUCAACUAUAUGGAUCAGUUGAAUAAACAUGAAUGAGUAGUAGUAGUAGUACUAGUAGGAUAAGAAUUUGUAAGGAUUUCUGUUAAGUUUUAUCAUGUCAUAUAGUAGAUUUGCUUUCUAUGCUAUGGAUAAUUAUUGAAUUUAUUCAAUUCUCCUAUUGUGUGUUUAGAAUGAUUCUUUCAAUUCCUAUCUUUUUUUUAAAAAUAAUAACAUUCUAUAGGGGAAUUAUGUUUAAUGUCUCUUGACUAGACUCCUUUGUAUGUAUCUAUCUCUAUUUAUAUUUAUAUAUAUAUUAUGUAACAUGUAUAUGUAUGUGUGACAUUCUGUAGUCAUUUAUUCAUGAUCAUGCAAAGGUAACCUUUUUCAUAUUGUAUGUAGGUAAAUCUAUGCUAAUUCAAUUGUUACAUUAUUUAUUUUUGCUGUGUUUUAUAUUGUGAGUCGCUUUUGUGUGUGUGUAUGUGUGUGUGUGUGUUGUAGAUCCGAUCAUCGUUUUGUUCUUAUUCGAAUUACUUUUCUUUGUAAAACAAUAUUAGUUAUGAUAUAUAUAUAUAUAUAUAUAUGUAUUUUUUCAAACAAUGUUGUUGCUAAUACGCUACGUUCUCCUCUUCUGCCCCACCCCACCCAAGCCCCCUUUAUUCAUCAUUUUACUAUUAACAGAAUAUUGAAAAACUUUUCAAAAUAAUAAAAAUAAAUAAAAUCUGUUUCACAUCGUUA
This is a messenger RNA of Schistosoma intercalatum, 6485 nucleotides long. The record is from the annotation of a GenBank genome assembly. Lineage: Eukaryota; Metazoa; Platyhelminthes; Trematoda; Strigeidida; Schistosomatidae.